CACGAAGUCAAGGAAAAAAAAUCCUACACCCCCCCCACCUUCGCUGUGGCAUCGCCAUCAGCCAUCCCUAACCAGUAAUACGAUGUCGCGUGCCACGAUCGUCAUCCUCUUCUCCAUCCUCGCUUUUGCCGUCAUUAGUGAGGCGGCACAAGCCCCAGCAGAGUCGCCAAGGGCAUCAAAUGGCGCCACCCCUGCCAAGGCACCGGCUACUAUCGCACCGGCACCGAGGAAGGCCGGACCACCACCCACCGCCGCCACCGCACCGACCACUAAGAGCUCUGAGGCACCUGUGGUUGCUGGGAGCGAGGCAUCCAGCCCCCCUGAGCCAUCUGCUGCCGUGGCAGGCCCCACCCCCGAUGGACCUGCUGCUGAUGUGGCCGACGCCGAUAACUCAGGUGCUGCUGCUCUCCGAACCGGUGCUGCCAUCGCCGGCGUAGCUACUGCCGUUGCCACAAUCAUCUUCUACUAAGAUGCCAUACAGGGAAACGUGGAGUGUCCUGAUGAGACGUUAAGGUGGACAACAAAAGGACGCAUUACUCAUCGGGAGGGACACAAUAUUUCUUGAUUUUGUUCAUUUCACUUGCUUGUGCAAACAUUUGGGGUCGACUAUUCAGCUAUUGAAUGCAUUUGACUGAUAACUGAUUUUUAUUGUGACGUGGCUGAUGGAUUUUUGCAUUA
Oryza brachyantha (malo sina) is the source of this 678-nucleotide messenger RNA. Its product is annotated as classical arabinogalactan protein 11-like. NCBI's taxonomy places the organism in Eukaryota, Viridiplantae, Streptophyta, Magnoliopsida, Poales, Poaceae. The coding region runs from base 83 to 469 and encodes 128 amino acids. The record is from RefSeq and is a predicted model, not a curated record. The transcript has a single exon.